This is a messenger RNA of Psylliodes chrysocephalus, 4896 nucleotides long. The record is from the annotation of a GenBank genome assembly. Lineage: Eukaryota; Metazoa; Arthropoda; Insecta; Coleoptera; Chrysomelidae.
CACAAUUAUUGUUUUAAAAAUCCCUAGUAUUGACUUAUGAUUAUUACACAAAAUAUAGGUAAUUUUUCACAGAAAACAUAAAUAAUAAUUAAUAUUUACAAUUAAUUUAACAUAAAAACGUUAUACCUACAUUUUGAUCUUAAUUUUACUUACCAAGCCAAUCAAUUUUCCCUGAUCAAUUCAAUUUUAAUUGUUAUAUUAUUUUAUAUUAGUACCCAGAAAACUGCAGAACAUUUUUUUUGAGCAUAAAUCAAAUGCCUUUUUUAUCAUAUUCUUUUAAAUGUGUAAACCUAUGUUGAGGUGUUCUACAAUACCUGCUCGUAAAUUGCGUGUACGCAGUGUACACACUUCCUAUUUCUUACACGCGGUUUCUCUAUUAGGGGUUCCUCGACACAUUCAAUUUUAUCAUUUAAAAAAUUCUAGCUUUCUUUUAGCUGAAGCUAUAUUUGAGAAAGAUGAUUUAAUCAAAACAUCACUAAUUACAUUUAUUUUUGCAAGUAAAUUCGAUGAAGGCAUCCUUAGAACCUCAGUAUAUUUUUACAGAUCUAAAUUACUUAAAUGUAAAAUAAUUAAGAUUAAUUAAAUUUUCACCUACAUUUUCCAAAUACAUCUCUGCAUAUCUGUCAUAUGUCCCGGUCAUGGGCGUUAAGUGAAAUAUAAUUUUUCAUUUGGGACUUUUUAUAUUUUGUUGGUGGACUGAUAUGAAAUUAAAAAAAAAGUCAUAAAUAUUAGUUGUAAACUUUCUUCAAGAUAGGAAAAUUUAAUGUGCAACUUUAUAGCAAGCAGACAUGCAGGCCUUUUGAUGAUCUAUGAGGUGGUUCCUAUAAACCAGCUCUCAGUGACGUUAUAUAUCAACCAGCAGACGUUUUGGAGAGCCGAGAGGCAGGUCUUAAAUUUCCGUUAAGGAAGCACAAUGGGCCUAUUGAGGCCUAAGUGACAUGGAAGGUCACCCCUACUUACAUAUACAGAUUGCAAGGAAUAUUAUAGCCUUUGCUGAAAUCUUACUUCAUUCCUAAACCAACCCUUGGGGAAAAUAUAUCUAUUUAGUUCCGAUAUAUAUUAUUCUAUCAGUAAAUAUACCUUCCAUUAAUUUCUUGGUCUAUUAAAAUAUUUAUUAUCUAGGGUCCAUAUUUCUUUCUUAGCAACUAGUUGUUGCGCUUAACAAUCAAGAAUAUUUGGUUGCUUCCAAAUAAUUCUGAAUCAACUUUUGUAACCACUAGUUGUUACAGAUUUUACUUAGAGAAUUCUGAUUUUCUCAAAGUGAUUAUAUAACAACUGACCUUGAUCAUAGCAACUUGGUCGGUAGCAUAACUGUAUGAUAUACAGCAUAGACUAAUUUACCAAUCGUGAAUACUAGAAUAGCUACUUUUGUCAAAGUUGUUACAUACAGUUGCUAUGAAAGUGGUAAGAAAGAUAACAACUAUAGUUACAGAAUAGACCCCAUAGUUUUAUAACUAUAUUAUUCUGUCUAUAGGAAUCAAUUUUUAUGAAAAAUAAUGUUUCAGUCUAGGUACUUGGAAACUUGAUGUUAAAAGAGAUGAAUAAGUAUCUUUACUAAAAACAAAGGUAUUGACAAAAUGAUCUCAUCUUAUUUGGGUUAAUGGAUAUCGUCGUCUUAAUUCGCAAACUGCGUAACUCCAUUUUUGGUCAAAAAUUGAUUUAGUUGCCAUCUAAUGUAAAAUUGCCAAACGAAUCCAUUGACACAACGCGUAACUCCAACAAAAAAUUAGUUUUCGUUCUAUUGCUACUUUAGAAAUAUACGUAAGUCCUUCGCGCCAAUUUCAUUUGGAAGAAUGCGUAACUCCGUUAGUUGCCAUAUGAAUCAACAAGUGCACGCGUGUUGUUGUCUUAUAAAAGUAGUGAAUUACGUGAAACACGUGUUACUUAUUUUAAAGGCUUAUCAUAAUCAGGUAAGAAAUCGUUUGUAUAUUAACUGAUCAAAAACUUUAAUAUCAGUAUGGUGAAAGGAGAUUAAAAUGUUUAUUUUUAAUAUCUUCACGGAUAUACGUAGUUUUCUCACAUUAACUUGAAUGAAAUUUGAAAACUAUACAAGGAGAUACGCACUUUUCACAUGUAAUUAUUAGGGUUUUAAUAGACAAGUAUAAUUUAGUGAUGACAUUGUUUCAGAAAAAUGUCAACUAGAACAAAAAGAAUUUUUGAAGCUCUGGCGAAAGUUAAUAAUAUGCCUUCAGAAGAACGGGAGUUAUUACCAGCCCUGGUACCGAAAUCGUCGAAGAUGAAGCCAACAUACUAGAUUUGGAAAAUAACUCAACUACGGAUAUUAUGUCUAUUAUUGAGGAGGCAGAUAUAGUUAUUCUUGAUGAUAAAGUUAAUUUUGAAAACGACGCCAUCGGCAUAGGAAGAGAAUUAGAUGUUCCAAAUUUCAGUACAGACAUUUCAACAGAUGGAACAAUAAGUUUUCAGUUAAACGAAGUUAAUAUUAUGCAAAGAGUUUCUAAUCAAAUUUUUGUGGAUGAUUUUGAAAUGUCUAAUAUAAUUGGCAAUAAUCAGGAAAUGGACUUGGAAGAAAAUGUAAAUUUGGAGUCAAAUGUAAAUAAACCAUUGUAUGAAGAAAAUCAAAGUUUAGAAUCAAAUGAUACUCAAAUAGACGAUGGGGUUAGCAAAGAUAAUCUACAAAAUGACACAAAUCGACAUAGUUAUGCAAAGUACGGAAUCAACGAAAACGCAUUUAAUACUAAUACACAAAGAGAGUCGGAUGAAGGUGACCCAUUGUAUGAAUUUAGCGGAGAGGAAAACGAAAGCCUAAGCUCAAAUGACACAAGAAUUGAUAAUCAAGUUCACAAAGAUGAUCUCCAAGAUGAUAAAUUAAAACAAAAACGUUCGACAAAAUACAAAGUUGACAAAAAUAAAUGGAAUGUCAAUACAAAUAGAUUUAAUAGAGAAAAAGGAAAAUCUUAUGCAGGGAAAAAGCAAGAGAAUGGUGUAUGGAAGUAUGAUUUGGUAAAAGGACCUAGGAUGCUGAAAAUAAAUUGCAACUGUAAACUUAGCAAAAAUAAAAAUUACAAACUACAGUGUAGACAGCUAGAGGAAGACACGAGAAAAGAAAUAUUUGAGCAAUUUUGGAAUUAUACCUGGAAGGAAAAAAAAAUAUUUAUAAAAAGUCAUGUUUGGGCACAUCCAACAGUUAGGAAGCAUGGUGAGAAUGAAGUUUCCAGGAGGACAUUUUCAAACAAGUUUUAUUUGGGCAAGGAAAGACUUAGGGUAUGCAAGAAAAUGUCCCUCAACACACUGGGUGUAAACGAAUGGGUUAUUAAGAAAUGGGUUCAAAGUGAUUUAAAAGACAACCAUCAAGCUUUACCAAAUAAACCUAAUUCUGAUCAAACAUCUAGCGCUCGUUUUAAAUUACUUCACGAUUUUUUUGAUUCCUUACCAAAGUUAGAAUCACACUAUUGUCGAGCCUCGACGUCAAAAUUAUACUUAGAACCGAUAUGGGAAUCUAAGGCUCAUUUAUACAGAAUUUAUAGGCAGUUUUGCACAGAUCAUAAUACAAAACCAUUAUCAAUUGCAAUGCUACACAAAGAAUUUGACAACAAAAAAUUAUCACUAUAUAAACCUAAAAAAGAUUUAUGUGAUACUUGCGUCGCAUUUGAAACUAAAAAUCUGUCAGAAGAAAAAUAUAAUGAGCAUCUGCAAUUAAAAAAAGAAGCGAGGGAUAAAAAAUCAAAAGAUAAAGAAUCUGCUAAUGACGUUUUCACCAUGGACUUGCAAUCCGUACUUUUGUGUCCUAAAUCCAAUGUGUCUUCCUUAUAUUAUAAAACAAAACUAAUUGUUCACAAUUUCACGGUGUAUGAUAUUAAACGCCACCAGGGCUAUUGUUACAUUUGGAAUGAGUCAGAAGGUGGACUGACUAGCAACGAAUUUACUUCUAUAAUCAUUAAGUUCUUAGAAAAACAUUUGAAACAAUACCCAAUAUUAGACAAUCGGGAAAUUAUUCUUUACAGCGACGGUUGUGGUUAUCAAAACCGCAAUACCACAUUGUCGAAUGCCUUAUUUAAUUUUGCAUUAGACAAAAAAAUUGUGAUUAAGCAAAAAAUUUUACAAAAAGGUCAUACCCAAAUGGAGGUUGACAGUGUACAUUCCGUCAUUGAGCGUAAGAUUAAAAAUAAGAAAAUUAAUGUGCCGGCAGACUAUGUUCAAAUUUGCAAGACGGCAUGUUUAAAAACACCCUACAAAGUCAAAUACUUGCUACACAAUUUUUUUAAAAAGUGUGAUGAUAUUAAUUUUUUUAAAUCCAUAAGGCCAGGGAGAGCAAGUGGAUCGCCAGUAGUCACUGACCUUAAGGCAAUAAAAUAUUCAAAAGAAGGAGUUUUCUACAAGUUAAGACAACCGGAAGAUUGGCAACUUUUACCUAUCAGACUGAACGUAAAUGUUGCAACACCGGUGGUUUUUGACAAUCUACCACCACUUCAUCAAACCAGACUGAAGAUCAAGACUGAGAAAUAUCAUCAUCUCCAACAGCUGAAACAGAGCAUUAAAAAAGAUUAUCAUGAUUUCUUUGAUAAUUUACCCCAUUACUGAAGAUUUGUUUUUUUUGUGUUUGUUGUGGCGAAGUUUAUUUAAAGUCAUUGUUCUUUUUAUAGUAAUUAACCAUGCAUUUAUUGCUGCGUUUGAGAAUCCACAUCGGAUGCAUUUUUUACAUCUCGAGCGUUUUUUUAUCCACAUCGGACACAUCUGUCCCAUUACAUUUACGUAUACUGAAUCACGUGAUCAAAGAUUUUUUACAUCUCAGAUGCAUCCGAUGUGGAUUCUCAAACGCAGCAUAUGUUACCAAUAAUUUGAAAUAAAGUAUUUUGUGCAAUGUUUUACCUUUUUUUCACAAAUAAUUUAAUUUGCUGCAAUACUUUUUCAUGUACCUACUAAUAAUAAUAAUUUGUU